Dipodomys ordii (Ord's kangaroo rat) is the source of this 1011-nucleotide messenger RNA. It is a transcript of the gene Cenph, whose product is annotated as centromere protein H. The transcript is spliced from 9 exons. The record is from RefSeq and is a predicted model, not a curated record. Gene Ontology annotation, biological process: kinetochore assembly; chromosome segregation; mitotic spindle organization. NCBI's taxonomy places the organism in Eukaryota, Metazoa, Chordata, Mammalia, Rodentia, Heteromyidae. The coding region runs from base 104 to 856 and encodes 250 amino acids. Gene Ontology annotation, molecular function: kinetochore binding. Gene Ontology annotation, cellular component: nucleus; kinetochore.
GCCAACGGGUGUUUUGGGCCGUUAUAGCUGCCGGCGGGGUAACGGCUCCGUCGGUCUUCAGAGACUGUCUUCGCGUGCGGUCGUCUGUUCCCGCCGGCCGGCGAUGGAGCAGCAGCCGCUCGAGGAGCCGGCCGUGGCCGCCGCCAAGCCCGCGGACCUCGGGGAGGCGAGCGGGACCAGCGUGUCGACCCAGCUCCCCGGUCCCCAGGAAGCCGGCGGCGAGAACCGCAUUUCCCUGCUGCUCAGGCUGAGAGCACAGACAAAGCAACAACUUUUAGAGUAUAAGUCCAUGCUUGAUGCAAAUGAAGAAAAAACUCCUGAACAAGUCAUACAAGAAAAGGAAAUAGAACGUAAAAUCGAAGAGCUGGAAAAUGAAAUUCAAGAAGCAAAAGUUGCUUUUGAAAUAAAAUGUCUUACCUUGGGCAGGAUGCAACUUUCAAAUGCACUUAAAAAAAACCUGGAGAAAGAGGACACCAAGGAUAGUGUGUUCACAGAUGACAUGAAGCACAUAUUAAAGCUAAGCAAAUUAAUAAUGAAAUCACAACAGGAAUCUUGGGAAUUAGAGGCAAAACUGAUUGGAAUUAGAAAGAAGAGAUUACAACUGAAACAAGCUUCAGAAAAGAAGCUUUUAGAAAUACAGACUGAACAUGACAAACAGCAAAAGGAUCUGGACAGUAUGGAGAAGUUGGAGAAGAUAAUGACUAUGCAACAAACUUUAACCAAAGAGAUAGAGAUUACCACUGUUAUUCAAAAUGUAUUUCAGAGCCUCAUUGUGGGGAGUAAAGCCAACUGGGCCAAGGACUCUAACCUCAGGAAACUCAUUCUGCAGUUUGAGAAGAAUCUUACCAUGAUGUAAUAAGAAUUCUAUUUUUGGUAUUUUUUGUCUUUGUAUAUCAUUUAGCAAAUUUCAAGUGAAAUGUAUGUUGUAUUUUUAGCAUAUUAUAAUACUUAGUGUAAUAGAGUGUAAUCUGUUGUUUUAGUAUAGCAAUAAAAGUGACUGGCAUUAAUCUA